Molecule: messenger RNA, 2150 nt
Organism: Argiope bruennichi
Lineage: Eukaryota; Metazoa; Arthropoda; Arachnida; Araneae; Araneidae
Product: acid sphingomyelinase-like phosphodiesterase 3b
Exons: 7
Coding region: 279-1808 (509 amino acids)
Molecular function (GO): hydrolase activity
Source: RefSeq, a predicted model, not a curated record
AGAGUUAGAUUUUGAAAUCAGCUGCUUGAUUGAAAACGAACAGACGUGGGGUUUCUGUUUCGAAAUAAUAUUUCACACAUUGUUAUCAAAUGUUAGCUGAAUUUAAUCUUUUUUUUUUAUUGAGACAAAUGUUCUUAUGGAAAUAAAUUUUAAUUUUUAGGUUUAAAUAUCAUCUCGAUCGGAUUUCAAAUGAAUAAUAUAUGAUUGUUAUGUUUAGAUUUUUGGAAAGUGGUUGAUAUAUCGUAAUUUUCAAAGAAUUUUAAAUAUUUUUUUUCAAAAUGCGGAUAUUAUUUAUGAAAUAUCUGAUAUUUUUUUCUGGAUUUUGGACUGUUUGGUGUGAUGAUAUUGGUUAUUUUUGGCAUAUAACUGAUACUCAUGUGGACCAAAAUUAUUCAAGAACUGGAAAUGUUCAAAAUCUAUGUCAUGAAGAUCUAAAUAGCUUGCAAAGCAAAGCUAACAGUAUUUUGGAUAAUGGGUUGUAUGGAAAUUUUCUCUGUGAUUCUCCACAAUAUCUUAUAAAUGCAACAAUUCUAUCUAUGAAACAAAUUCAUCCAACUCCUGAUUUCAUAAUCUGGACAGGGGAUAAUCUACCUCAUACUGAAAAAUUUGACCCUGGCUGGGAUAUUACUUUUGAAGCUAUUAGAAACACUACUCUGCUCCUCUCUUCUACUUUUCCGAAUGUACUAAUAUUGCCAUCUAUUGGAAAUCAUGAUAGUUUUCCCCCUAACAUUUUGCCUGCUGACAACACAUCUAAUAACAUUUACAAAGGGUAUCUCGAAAAAGGAAGGUGGAAAGAUCUAAUAAAUGAAAGUGAAUGGUCUACUUUUGUAAAAGGUGGUUACUAUAGUCAUUUGGUGAAACCAGGUCUUCGAAUUAUAAGUUUGAAUACAAUCUUGUGGUAUGAACCAAAUAACCUCACUGCAAAAAUAAGUGACCCUGCAAAUCAAUUUCAGUGGUUAGAGGGAAUUUUGAAGAAUUCUUCUAAAUUAUCAGAAAAGGUUUACAUUAUUGGUCAUGUACCGCCUGGAUUUUAUAAUAGAGGUUUCCCUGGACAGAAGUGUGGCCCAACAUUCCAUCUUCCUCAUUUAGAAUCUUAUUUAAAAAUUUUGCUGAACUAUUCACAAGUUAUUGUUGGUCAGCUAUAUGGUCACCUUCAUGUAGAUAUGUUUCAAGUAUAUCAAUAUAAUACAGGUGUUUUCAAAGGUUCCUCACUUUUAGCAUCUUCUGUAACUCCUUGGCAUAGUAAUAAACAAGACAAUGUUUCCAUACCUGUAAAUCCUUCUGUGCGAUUAAUUCAUUAUUCUCGUACAGAUGCUAGGUUAUUAGAGUUCGAUCAGUAUUAUCUGAAUUUAACUAAGGCCAACAAUAUGUCAGAAACACCUAAGGAAAAUACAAAUGUAUAUGAAUUGCUGUAUUCAUUUGCAAAAUUCUAUGGUGUUCCAGAUUUGUCAACUGAAUCUUUGGUUCAAGUGUAUGAAACUCUAAAAAGAAAUAAAACUGUAUUUGAUUCAUUUUUUACAUUUUUAAGUGCUGCAGAAAGGACUGUUGAUUGUGACAGUGAUUGUGAAGUUGCUCAACUAUGUUCAAUAUCUUGCAGCAGUAAUCAAGAAUAUGAUAUGUGUUUUAAAAGUAGUGAUUAUAACUAUAGCACAACUCCUAUUCCUCCUCACAAAUCUAAAGAAUCAGUGAUUAUAUAUGUGUCUAUAUGUUUGGUGACAUUUGGUUUUAUUUUAUUAUUAUUUAUUGUGAUUAAAAAGUUUUGGAUUUCAUCUGGCAGAAGUGAGUACAGUCAGUUUUCUUCAAUUUAAUGUUCUGUAAUAUGCUCAAUUUUAUAAACAGGGUUUCUCAAUGUAGAUUUUUUUUGUCUCAAUUCAUUAAACUAAUCAUUUAGUAAAUUAUUGUAAAGUAAGCCAUUAAAGUGUUAUAUUUUUUAUUGCAAAUCUUCUGCAUGGAAUAUAUUCUGUAAUUUGAAAUAAUUUUCUAAGUUAUUUAAUAAUCUUAAAUUAUUGAAGCAAUUUUAAAUCACUGUACCUUAAAAGUAGAAUAAAUUCAUUAUAUUAUCCUAAUUAUUUUAUAGCCUAUUAUAUAUAAUUACAAUUUUGUUAAUUAUAUUGAUUAAUGAUUUGCUCAGUACAACAUCUUUUUUAUUU